UGUUAUUCUUCUUUUAUGGGCGUAAAGGGUAACUUGAUCGAUACCCACGUCGUCAUUGAAAAGAUCUACAAUGGAAAAAAAUAGCACUUCAGAUAAAGAGGUAAAAAUAUUCGUAGCAAACGUUUUUGUGUUGAUAUUAUUAUUUUUUUUUAUACCAACCUCAAAGCUAAACAGUCAAUAAAAACUUCUACUAUGUAUGUAAAUAGGUUGUUUGUCACCGCUUGAAAAAAACGAUUUUCUUGGAUAAUAGUUUUAAAAAUGUAUCUAAGUAAAUUUAUGCAAUCCUGAAAAGACUCUUUCUGUUUGCAGAAAGGACAUUUUUUGGAGACAUGCUACAGCUUUUUGCUUGUGGGAAUUACAGGUAGCGGGAAAAGUGCCGUGGGAAAUUCUCUCAUAGGGUCCAAUUCUUUUCUUAGUUCUAGCAGCAGCAUUUCAGUCACAGAAGACGUGGUGUGCAAAACGGCAACAAGAUAUGGGACUAAAAUAUCCGUGGUUGACUCUCCUGGUGUAUUGGACACAAAAGUGGACCCUGACCAAGCUAAGCGGAAAUCUUUAGAUGAAAUGAAGAAAGCUAUGAGCGUAUGCCCGGCCGCAGGUAAAAUGGCUCUCAUUCUGGUGUUACAAUAUGGCAGCCGGUUUACUGAGCAGAACAGAUUGGCAAUCACAAUUCUGAAGAACAUAUUUGGCGAGCAAAGUUUGUGGAGAUCUUGCGUGGUAGUGGUUACUCACGGAGACUGUUUUCAUAGUAAAUAUCAGGGUAGCAAGGAUUUUAAAGACUGGACCGCAGAGCAGACAGGAGGCCUUGGAGAGGUUUUUGAAAACUGCGGUAAUACAUGUGUGCUCUUUGAUAAUGACACAGAUGAUUCUCAGCACAAUGAAAAACAGUUUCGGGAGCUCGUCGCGUGUGUUGAGAGGCUUGAUCAAAGUUAUACAAAAAUUAAGUUUAAUGAGGCGAAGAAAUCCCAAAAUCGAAUCGCGUUGGAGGCCGAACUACCGAAGUUAAAGGAAGAAUUUAUGGCAGAAUUGAAUGGAAUAAAUAAUGAAAUCGAUUUGCUUGCCAUCUCAUCCCAGUCUCUUGACAAAAUUGAAGAUCUAAAGUUUAGG
Molecule: messenger RNA, 1104 nt
Organism: Lymnaea stagnalis (great pond snail)
Lineage: Eukaryota; Metazoa; Mollusca; Gastropoda; Lymnaeidae
Source: the annotation of a GenBank genome assembly